AUGUGUUGCGAUGUUCAGCGCAUUUCUUUGGUGUCCAGUUUUAUUGCAUCGGUUCUAUGCGGACACAUUGUUGGUAUCGAUGCGGGUGAUGCGUGUGGCAUGAACCUAAUGGAUGUAAGGAAUGGAGUCUGGAGUGAGAAAUGUCUCAACGUUUUGGCCGAAACUGAUGAGCAGAAAGUACUUUUGAAGAAGAAACUCGGAGAAAUUGUUCCCUGCGAAUCAAUUGUGGUAUGCAGACUUGCCUACUUUUCCAUGCUUCGAACUAUCUCGAAAAUCUCGAUCUUACAUUUCUGA
This is a messenger RNA of Anisakis simplex (herring worm), 294 nucleotides long. The record is from the annotation of a GenBank genome assembly. Lineage: Eukaryota; Metazoa; Nematoda; Chromadorea; Rhabditida; Anisakidae.